AUGAAUACUCUAUGUGUAGUGAAGACUGUAUUGUAUCCAAAGCAUUUAAUUGUCUUUUGUUGUAAUGUCUGUCAAUCAAUCGCUUUACAUUCUCUUGCAACAUAUUGGUUUUCAGAUUUGCAGAAAAAGACUAUCCUUCCAGACAGUGAUAUUAAAUUCACUGGUAAUGUCACCUGGGUGGGAAGCUCAUCGAUAGAAGUCCUGAUGCAUAUGUCUCAGUAUUGCGAUGGCAACUUCAAUCUUGUACUAGAUGCUACUUUCCUGUUGGUGGCAAGAGACACAGAAAAUCAAAGAGCAGCAUAUGUUAAUCCACUGAAACUUGAAAAUAAAGCAGAGGAAGAUAUUUUUAGAAAAGGACAAUUGAAUAAAAGAAGGCGUAUUAGUCUAAAGGAGACCUCCCUACUGAGAAAGGCACCUAAUGAAGAAGAAAGAAAAAUUAUACAUGAAUUAUUUCUUCAUACUUUGGAUCCAAGAACAGUAAGCUUUUCUGGUCGGAUCUUGCCACAGAAUGCAAAGUGGAUGGAAGAUACAAGACUAAAAAGUCUGGAGAUGUGUCAUCCAAAGGAGCACAGCAUUCACCGAAAUAUCUUUGGUGGGUUUCUGAUGAAGAAAGCCUUUGAGCUGUCAUGGGCAAAUGCUUGUAUGUAUAUAAAAUCAAGACCUUCUGAGGUAUUUGUUGAUAAUAUCCUGUUUCACAGACCAGUUGAGAUCGGUUCUCUGCUAUAUCUCUCAUCACAGGUUUGUUACACUGAAAGGAAUUUCAUUCAGAUCAGAGUGCACAGUGAAGUUGUCGAUCCAUUGACGCUGGAGCGCAAGACAACCAAUGUCUUCCAUUUUACUUUCUCCUCUGAUAAAGAAGCGCCGAAGGUUUUCCCCAAAACAUAUGGAGAAUCUAUGCUUUAUUUGGAUGGAAAACGACACUAUAAAGCAUCAAUCAAGGGAAUUUGUGAAAACCUGUAUUUUACAUCAGAUUGA
Molecule: messenger RNA, 975 nt
Organism: Callorhinchus milii (elephant shark)
Lineage: Eukaryota; Metazoa; Chordata; Chondrichthyes; Chimaeriformes; Callorhinchidae
Product: acyl-coenzyme A thioesterase 9, mitochondrial-like
Exons: 10
Coding region: 1-975 (324 amino acids)
Biological process (GO): acyl-CoA metabolic process
Cellular component (GO): mitochondrion
Molecular function (GO): fatty acyl-CoA hydrolase activity
Source: RefSeq, a predicted model, not a curated record